Molecule: messenger RNA, 1995 nt
Organism: Populus euphratica (Euphrates poplar)
Lineage: Eukaryota; Viridiplantae; Streptophyta; Magnoliopsida; Malpighiales; Salicaceae
Product: nuclear speckle splicing regulatory protein 1-like
Exons: 4
Coding region: 418-1161 (247 amino acids)
Biological process (GO): regulation of alternative mRNA splicing, via spliceosome
Source: RefSeq, a predicted model, not a curated record
ACCAACCCAGAAAGAAAGAUUCCAUUUUUUCCCUCCAAAGUUACCAGAUCACUGGAUUUCCAAUUCUCCGAUACUGUUUUCCGGUGCCUUCGUCGGAGACUAAAAAUCUCCGAUCACAAAAAUAGGCCCCAGACCUAUCCCUAGGUAGGACAAAAAUGAAGAAGAAUGAGUUGCAGCUAAGACAACCACAGCAGAAAAGGCCACCAAGGCCUCCACUUCCCACGGCGCUUGGAUUUGGAGGAGACGAAGACGAUGACGUGGAGAAGGAUGUUACACUUCAGGCUGCUAAGAACAAAUCUCUCAAAGGUGUAAACCCUUUUCGAUCACUGCUUCUUUUUUUUUUAAUUUUUUUUUUUGUUUUCAAGAUUGAAGAGCAGCAGAAGAAAGCGUUCGAAGAGGACCCAACAAUGUUUUAUUAUGAUGGAGUUCAUGACGAAUGAAGCAGAAAAUUGUUCAGCCAAAAGCCCUAGAUCGCGAAAAGAGAGAGGUAUUUUGAUGGUAUUAACAAAGAGUUUGUUAGGCACUUCUGGCGUCUUGCUCCCUGUAGGUGUGGUUAUCAUGUCUAAAAAUAUAAAGACUUCAAUGGAACGACAACGACAGCAUGAUAAUGCUUUUGAGAAAAAUCUUGCUACAGAGAGAAGUAGAGAUGAUCAACUUUAUGCCGACAAGGAUAAGUUUGUUACAGCUGCUUAUAAGAGGAAACUUGCAGAGCAGGAGAAAUGGAUGGAGGAAGAGCGUUUGCGUGAACUUAAAGAGGAGAAAGAGGAUGUUACCAAGAAGAGUGACUUGAGUGAUUUUUAUUUCAACAUCGGAAAAAAUGCUGCACUUGUUGCAAAAGACAUAGCGGCCAAGAAGCAAGGGAAACAAGAGAAGCAAGCUGAAUUUAGGAAGCUGGAGAACCUGGAUGAUCCAGUCGCUGGCGAAACAUCUGACAAAAAUCAUGCAUUUUCAGGCCCAAAGUUCGUGUUGAAGUCUUCCAGUGUGAAAGAGGCACAUCUGAAUGAAACUUCCCCUCCAAGAAGUUCUGAGCCCUUGGAUCCUAAGCCAGUAUCUGAUAAACCAGUUUCAGGCACUUCAAUUCUGAAGGAAAAACUCCAGCUGAACAAUCAUCGGUCAGUCAACCAAAUCACGAUCAUCAUAAAAGAAAUCAAGAUGCACUAGCUGCUGCUAAAGAACGGUUUUGGCACGGAAGAAAGCGAAGAUACCAGUGAAUCCUCUGUUGCAUACUUGGGUAUGUAAUGCGAUUGAGAUGUAAGCCAAAAUCUCUUCAAAAUCUGGAAAAAGCGUGUGCCAUUCACAGAAAUUUAUUAAAAGUUGCUCAAUAACCUAGAGAUGAAGAAGUCAACUCGGGUGGGAGCAGCCAACGAAGUGCAACUUGUCUGGUUUCAACUCAAAGCCAAAGACAUGCGGAUAGAAAGGCAAUAACAUUCAUGUGCUAAGAUGGAGCGUGUGCCCAUUGCCAAAGAUUUAGAGACAGACAAGAGGGCUUUAUGGUUUCUAGGCCUCCCUCAAUCCACACGAAAAGUAAACUACACGUUCAUGUGCAAUCAGCACCCAUCCAAUUCCUUCUGUCGGGACCUCAAAACCCCACCGGAGUUGACUUCUUCGUUGGCUGCUCCCACCGGAUCGAGUUCUCUAACGAUAAGAGAUGAAUUCAUUUUUCAAACAAUCUUGUUAGUAAAUCUCAAUGCACCUAUUUGAUGUAUCUAUUUUCUUAGAGUGCUAGCCUCAGGUUUCACGAAUCGUCUUGAUCAGCCGAACCACCUCCUGGGUGUUAAAGUGUGUUUCUCUGAAUCGCAAGCUUAUUCUUUGCCUUGCCAUUUAGCAUCCAGAUGGCUUUUCUCUCUCUCCCUCUUUAAGGACAUGCACAUUGACAGCUGUGAUGUGAUGAACCAUUGAAGCAAGCAGAGUCCCAAAUUUCAUCACCCCGAACCUUACUGUCACUGUCCCGUAACGUCUCCUUAUCAACCACGUUAAACAGCCAUGGUUUCUGUG